This is a messenger RNA of Medioppia subpectinata, 1439 nucleotides long. NCBI's taxonomy places the organism in Eukaryota, Metazoa, Arthropoda, Arachnida, Sarcoptiformes, Oppiidae. The record is from the annotation of a GenBank genome assembly.
UUGUUGUUUUGUUUUCACAGCAAAAAUGUGUUCAAACUUUUGGACAAUUGAUUGCAAUUAAGAUAUGAUUUAAUAAUGAGAUUAAUAAUUAUGUUUAAUGUAUGCAAACAAAGUCACACCACUUAUACACAAUUCAAGUCCAUUUACUCCCGUUUCGGGAGCUGUUGUCUCACCACAAGUGGCCGUCUCUUGAGUCCAAAGUCACCGCAAAGUCAUCCCAAUCGGCGUCUGUUGACCACUAAAGCCAAACGCGAAGAUAAUGACCACCACUUGUCCGACAAACAGAUCGAUCAGUUGAAUGGCAGCAAUAAUCUGCUCCUUCAUUGUCCCAAAUGGGAUCACAUGUACGAUGUCUUCUAUGGCAGUCGUCAGAGUCAACAAAUUGAUCCCAAGACUCACAUUAAGACCACUUUCGAUAUCAAUUCAAAUGAUGGCAAUAAAGAGACCAAUUUGUUGGACACGAGUCACGAGUGGAAACCCGUCGAUAGACUCAACGCAAAGACAUUAAUCAAAUAUUACACACAAUUAGCGAAACUAAGACUCACCGGUCUGGUAGUGUUGACCACUUUGUCGGGUUAUUAUAUGGGUCUUCAGGGAGCCAUUGAUCCGAUGGUAUUGACGGCAACGCUUCUCGGGACGGGCCUGACGUCCGGUUCGGCCACAGCUAUCAACCAUUACUUGGAAAUACCAUUUGACGCGCAGAUGAAGAGGACUCAGAGUCGGCCACUAGUAUUGGGCAAAAUCAGUGGAUUACACGCCAUUGGCUUCGCGACGGUGUCCGGUGUGACGGGUCUGACACUGCUUUCAUACGUGAACCCAUUGACGGCAGUGUUGGGCGCAUCCAAUCUGAUCCUCUAUUCAUUCAUAUACACGCCUAUGAAAAGGGCUCACAUCGCCAACACAUGGGUGGGCGCUGUUGUCGGCGCCAUUCCUCCCAUUAUGGGCUUCACUGCCGCCAAUAAUUAUAUCGGUGCGUCGGCACUGAUGAUGGGUCUGGUGUUGUAUUCGUGGCAAUUCCCGCACUUCAACGCCUUGUCGUGGAAUAUGAGACACGAGUACGCGAGGGCCGGCUUCCGCAUGAUGUCGGUCACCGAACCCGACCUCUGCCUUAACACAGCGCUCAGACACUCGUGUCUAAUACUGUUGUACAGCACAAUGAUGUGCACAACGCUCACCACCUGGACGUAUGGCAUCGAUUCGCUGCCACUCAACCUCUACCUCAUAUACCUGUCCUAUCGGUUCCGCAAGAAUCCCGACUCGAAGUCUUCGCGCAAACUGUUCUUCUAUUCGUUAAUACAUUUGCCGGCAAUUAUUGUGUUGAUGUGUAUCAGCAAAAGGAGAGACAAUAACAGCGAUGCCAAUCAAUUGGUGGCUAUUAAUAGUUAACAUGUUUUUUGUUUGUUUUUAAAGUAAAUUAUUGUUUUCACUUAAUUAAACAU